Messenger RNA from Ictalurus furcatus (blue catfish), 6211 nucleotides. Its product is annotated as adenylate cyclase type 10-like. The record is from RefSeq and is a predicted model, not a curated record. The transcript has 26 exons. Lineage: Eukaryota; Metazoa; Chordata; Actinopteri; Siluriformes; Ictaluridae. Gene Ontology annotation, molecular function: protein binding; adenylate cyclase activity. Gene Ontology annotation, cellular component: cytoplasm. The coding region runs from base 428 to 4060 and encodes 1210 amino acids.
GUUUAUUUAACUAUGUUUGUUAAAAAAAUAAAUGAGCUUGUGUUUUAACUUACUUUUUUUUUUUAUUUACAUUAAAAUAAAAAUAAUUUCCCUUCUCAGUCAUCCAAGUGUGAUUAUUAAACAGAGAGUGAGUUUGUGUUCACAGUUAAUGAGCAUUUAAUUCUUUCUUUUUUACAUUCAUAUUAUAUUAUUCGUUUAUUCCUCCAGUAAAAGAUCAGUGCGCUUCAAGGCGCCAUCUAGAGGCGAUUGAAGGCAAAUACUGCAGCUGAAUAAAACGGGGCUUUAAGAAAGCCGGACGCGUCACUGGUCUGUGACGUCACAACUGGAAGUGCAAUAUAGAAUGUGUAAUUGUUCAGAAAUAAACUGCUUGUUGUCUUGACAACAGUUUACUGGUUACAUUAACCGUAAAUGAAGUGAAAAUUCAGACAUGAAUUUCGACACCGGUGAUAUUAAUAUUUCCUACAUAGGUCGUUCUGAGUUGUACAAUGUUUUAUCAUCACAGGGAAUUCGCGCCGCAGAAUUCAAGACUGGUGUUUUGAUGUACGUGUAUAUAGAAGAACAAUGGCCAUAUGUACCCUACAGAAGCUCGGCAGAAAUAGCUGCAUGUAUCCAUGCUGCAGGCGGUUAUGUGCUGCAUCAGACGGAUUGCACGAUUCUGACUGAGUGGGGGGAGGAGAACGUGCAGAUGAGUGACACCUUAUCUCAGGUUGUCCAAUGUGCUUACAAAAUUCUGGAAGUGUGCAAACUCCAAAGGAUAAAAAAUAUCAGUGAGCGAUAUGUCAAAAUAGCAUUAUCAACUGGGGGGUUCACCAAAAUGAGAAUAAUAAAUAAAAAGAUACCGUGUUGUGCUGUCUUUGGCCCGGCUGUGGAAGAGCUACGAUCGGCACAGGCGCUGCUGAAGCAUGGCGACAUCGUUCUGUGCCCUGAAGCAUGGCCGUUCUGCGGCAGACAAAACCUUACUGUCAAACAUACUGAAAAUGAAGAAGCUGUCAAGGUGCGAUGCAGCAAGGAACAGCAGAGUAACGUUCGCAUCCAUAUAAACCCCAAGAUAACAUACCUAAUAACAAAUAAGGAGAGAGAAACCUUCAUUCGAGAAUUCAUGACGGAUAAAGUCUGGGAAAAGAUACGUGACAGCCGGCUAUGGGAAGCCCACGAUCAUUCCCUGCCAGAGAUAUGGCCUACCACCAUCAUGUUCGUGAAUCUGCAAUUCGUGCUGACUCAGACGGAUCUGAGAUUCGGUCAUCACGAAGUCAGCGAAACUAUUGCAGAGCAGAUGUUCAGGUGCCGUGGGAAAAUCUGCGAUGUCUUCUUUUUUGAUGAGGGCUGUAUAUUUGUGUGUGCCGUUGGCUUACCUGGGGAUAAGAGACCGGAUAAGAUUGCUCAAGCACUGCAGGCUGUCUGCCGGAUAUAUGAGACGUGCCGCCAACAAAUCGACAGUGUUUCGUGUAUCUCUGUAGGCGUAGCUACAGGAAGAGUCAAGUACGAGUUUCAGAAGACCCCUUUGAGAGAAUGUUGCAGAGUGUCCGGACAUACAGUGCAUAAGGCUGCAGUGUUGUCGCUUGAAAACCCGGGGGUUGUGUCAUGGGAUAAGCCGACCAAACUUUACUCCAUGCUGCCUCUUUCAACCUUCAAUCCUGAAGAGACGAACCGUCAGCAUUUGAAGAUGUAUCUUCAUGUCGAUGUAAAGCAGAUGCUUGCUCAUGAACCUGAAUUGUCAUCCGGUGAGAUGGUCGGCAAGCGAUUGGCGUUAGCUAACAUGCUGACAAUGCCGGACAAAGAGCUGGAGGUGGUGAAAUGUGCCUCUGUUAUUGGCUACUUCACCGACGACAACUUCACCUUUGAGCUGCUGAAGUACAUGCUGCCUCAUAUGAAUGAACAGGAGCUCAUAAUCCUCCUGAGAUCACUGUUUAAAGCGGGCAUCUUCAAGUGUGCCUCAGAGCCCAGGAACGUCUCAUCAACCACGAUCUGUUACUGCGAGAACAGCUGCGAAGAGUACAUUCGGUUCUCAAUGGAGCCUGUGUGGCCGUGUCGGAAGAUGAGUUUCUGCAACAUUGAUGAAAAGAAGAUGGUGUAUGAGCAGCUACAAUUGGAAGAGACACAAUUCCAUGAGAUCCACAAGUACUGUGCCACAUUCCUGGAGAAAACGCCCUACCACUGCAGCAAGUGCAAAGCCAAGAAUUUCCAUUUGAGACACAAAGUAGCCAUAUAUUACGAUGGAAAGCAUGUCCAGGAGAUCUACAAGGAAAUGCAGCGUUAUAAGAUCUUUCGGCGCCAAGGCGUUCGCUCUCGAAAUCGGGUGUACCCAACUGAAGGAAAUGGUAAUGAUACAGAGAACUUCCUGGCCAAGGUGAAGUCAGGACUGACGGAAGCACGUGAUAGGACGACCGCAGGCAGCUGUGAGUGUGCUCAGCUAGUGGAGACAGUACUCAUCCUUAGACUGAGACACUGGAGGUGUACAGGAGACGUGCCCAGGACAUUUUGGCACCUGGUGGAGAGUGCAGCUGCCUGUGUAUAUCUUCAGAAUGAUGCUAGGGCGUUGGAGUAUUUGACCGAGGCCAAGUGCAUUCUGGAGAAAUUAAAAGAAGGGAAGCCUGUAGAUCCUGGAAACGUGCAAAUCUGUGGAAUUCAGCAAGCGUUUGUGCAUCGGCUCACGGGAGAGAUUCUGUUUAAAGCAGGGAAACUUCUGGAGGCAGAGGAGAAUUUUAAGGAAGCCUUGAAGAUCCUGAACUGCAAACUUCCUCGCAAUUCUGUUGCACAAUCCUUUAAGCUCAGAUACGAGAAGCUGAAGAAACUCCAUUACCGGUUCAAACCGUUCCAGAUCCUAGAGGAAAGAAAGCUAGACUGUCUGCAGGAAUGCUUCGGUUGUCUGUCUUUCCUGUGGCAAAUCGGCUGCGUGCGUGGCCGGCUCAGGAGUGCAUCGCUGGCCAUCACCAUGGAAAUCAAUCUUGCCUUCCAGAGCGUCAAUCCGUUCAUGAUCCUCUACUCCGUCAUCGACUAUCUCAAGUACAGUCAGUUUAUAGGCGAGGAGAGCGAGUGCAAGCGUCUCGAAGCCUUCCUGUGCAGGACUUGUGCCAGCCUGUCAGACGACCGUGAGGGACGGAGGCUGGUCAGCCACUUGACUCGAACCCUUGCCGUCGUUAAAAUGUGCACAGGGGACCUGGAGCAAUCCAUCGAGUGCACUAUGCGAGCUCAGCAACUGAGUGAAGUCCAGAACAGACCCGGUUUGGACGCGAGGACCACAGCUGCGUUACAUCUGCCUCUGCUCCUCACUGACAGAUACAGCGAGAGUGUGCAGCAGAUCCAGACUUUGGAGAAUCUGAGCAAAGAAAUGUCGAGCAGCGUAGCUAAGGGCUGGUUUUAUGCUGCCUGCAUGAACUUCUUGCUGUAUGCUGGAUUUGCAUUCAGGCCAUUCGAGGAGUGUUUGGCUUUCGUGGAAGAGUCUUGGUCAGAUGCGGACCUAGAAGCUGAUAAGAGUCUGAUGCUGCAUCUUUACUCUGCAGUGGCUCUGUGGUAUGGACGGCUGGAAAAUUGGGCGAAGUCUGCAGUCUUCUUUGAUAAGGCGUAUAAAGUGUACGCUCAGAUUCCAACCUCCAUUGAGUCCAUCAGUGGUGUGGUCAUGCUCCUGGAGUGCAGCGUCCUAGUCUUCAGGAAAGACCUGACUGAAUGCAACCGUCAAAGAAGGAUUACGCUUAAAAGAGCACGGAAGAUCUUUUCAGACUUCACACAACGUUUUGGAAGAAAUCACAUCUUCGCCCCGCGUGUCUUGGACCUGAAUGCUUACCUGCACCAGCUGACUGGAAGGAAAACGCUGGCGCAGGACCUCCUCAAGGAAGCUCUGGUGCUGUGUGAGAAACAGGGCAACCUUCUAGACCAGAUGUGGAUCAGGGAGAGCCAGGUUGACUGCUCUGGUGCAUGCAGCCACACUCCAGCGGAGUGGUCUACAGCUGUUCUGAGCAUGCCCAGAUGGGACAAAGCAGCAAAACUCCAGCCUGAGGAGCUGCUUGACUAUCGCUUCCACUUGAAACAAGCAGAGGUUACACGCCGUUCCCAUAUUUUGUAAAAACUUGAAGGUUAUUUAUCGACACCUAGAAUAGAGGAUGCAUUUUAUUUGUCCGAUACCCAGUCAUUUACUGUACAACCUCAAUUCUGAAAAAGUUGGGACAGUAUGGAAAAAAAAAAAGUGUCAUUUGAAAAUUCAGUUCAUCCCGUACAAUAUUUAAAACACAUUAUUAACACACUAUUUGAUGUUUUACUUUGGGAAUUUAUUUUUGAAAAUAUACAAUCGUUUCAUAUCUUAUGACGGCAACGCACACCGAAAAAGUUGGGACAGUCGACUGUUUACCGCUGUGUAACAUCACCGUUUCUUUUAAGAACACUUAUUAAGCAUUUGGGCACUGAAGACACCAGUUGGUUAAGUUUAGCAAGCGGAAGUUUUCCCCAUUCAUCCAUUAUGCAUUUCUUCAGCUGCGCUGUCCAGGGUGUCAUGCACAAGAUUACGCCAUAAUGUUUAGGAUUUAAAGUGUAGAAAAACACUUUGGCAAUGGCAGACUUAGUUCUUAUGCAAAUUAUGAGGCAAGUCAUGAUAAUUGAAAGAAAUUUCCUGCAAGGCAGCGAUGCACUCCUGCACAGUGCUCUUUUUUUUCCAGUUGCGCUUGAGUUUUACAUUUACAGACUGAAGACCGGACAUUCUCCUUUAGGAUUUUCUGGAAGAAAGCAGAAUUCAUGUUUCCCUCAAUUAUUGCAAGUUGUCCAGGCGCUGAAGUAGGAAAGCAUCCCCACACCAUCACACUUCCACCACCAUGUUUGACUGUAGAUAUGAUGUACGUUUUGUGGAAUUCGGUGUUUGGUGUCCGCCAGAUGUAACAGGACCCCUGUCUUCCAAACAGUUCCAAUUUCAGUCCACACAACAUUCUCUCAAAAGGUUUGAAGGUGUGUUUUGGCAAAAUUCAGACGAGCCUUCAUCGAUGCAAGAGAGGCCUGUAGGUCCUUUGAUGUUGCCCUUGGCUCUUUUGUGACUUCCUGGAUAAGUUGUUGCUGUGCUCUUGGAGGAAAUUUAGAAGGUCGGCCACUUCUGGGAAGGUUCAAUACUGUGCCCGGUUUUUCCAUUUGGAGAUAAUGGCUGUCACUGUGGUUCUUUGGAGUCCCAGUGGCUUUGAAAUAGCUUUGUAUCCCGGUCAUUAAAAACUGAAAAGCGUGCGUUCGCUGAGCGCUCGCGCACGCGCAUGUACUUCGGUUUUCCGAGCAUACUGCAAACUGCAGAGCUGAGAUGAGAUGAGAUCGCCAUGUUGACCUCUGGUGGGUGCUCAGCAGGUGAGACCACCUCAUGGGUCUCAGGUUGGAGCUCUGCAGCUGAGCUCGCUAGUUUGCCCUCUGGCUGGAGCUCGGCAGGUGAGACCACCUCGUGGAUCUCAGGUUGGAGCUUUGGAGCUGAGGUCGCUAGGUUGACCUCUGGCUGGAGCUCGGCAGGUGAGACCACCUCAUGGGUCUCAGGUUGGAGCUCUGCAGCUGAGCUCGCUAGUUUGCCCUCUGGCUGGAGCUCGGCAGGUGAGACCACCUCGUGGGUCUCAGGUUCGAGCUCUGGAGAUGAGGUCGCCACGUUGACCUCCGGCAGGAGCGCUGCAGAUGAGACCACUUCGUGGGUCUCAAGCUGGAGCUCUGAGGUCGCCAAGUUGACCUCCGGUAGGAGCUCUGCAGGUGAGACCACUUCGUGAGUCUCAUGUUGGAGCUCUGAGUAGGAGGUCACCCAGUUUGCCUGCUCAUAAUAGUGGGUGAACGGCAUGUCAGGUUCAUCUCUGAGGCAGGGCUCCCCCAAAAGAUCCUCCAGGACUGCCCUGGAUUCUGGACUGCCGAACAUCAUCAUGAAUAAUCUCACAAACUGAAAUACAUUCUCCAGUCCCCUGGAUCCCGUCCCAAUUUUUGAGACGUUUUGCUGCCAUCAAAUUCAAAAUGACCUUACUUUUUUCUUAAAAUGGUAUUUUUACUCAGUUUUAAGAUUUGAUAUGUUUUCAAUGUUCUAUUGUGAAUAAAAUAUGGGUUUAUGAGAUUUGCAAUCUCUGUUUUUCUUUACAUUUUAGUGUCCCAACGUUUUUGGAAUUGGGGCUGUAUUAUAUUUAUUGUUAUUAGUGUGCAAUAAUGUAUAAUCCUAUACCAUAUAAACCUAUACCCUUAUACAGAGUGUAUAAUUAUAGUUUUUAUUGAAAAUAAAUAUGAU